Molecule: messenger RNA, 2853 nt
Organism: Aspergillus puulaauensis
Lineage: Eukaryota; Fungi; Ascomycota; Eurotiomycetes; Eurotiales; Aspergillaceae
Product: Zn(II)2Cys6 transcription factor
Exons: 3
Coding region: 1-2853 (950 amino acids)
Biological process (GO): DNA-templated transcription; regulation of DNA-templated transcription
Molecular function (GO): DNA-binding transcription factor activity, RNA polymerase II-specific; DNA binding; zinc ion binding
Source: RefSeq, a predicted model, not a curated record
AUGACAAUCGAAGACAACUUGCCGGACUUGCCGGACUUGCCGCACCAUGGUGACCAAAAUGCUAGAAGUAUCGCAUCAGACACUCGACUAAUGACUAUCGCCUGCGUCAACUGCGCCAGGAGCAAGACCAAAUGCAACCAUCGGCAACCAUGUAGCCGCUGCCAGGCCAAAGGUUUGACGUGUGUCUCUCGACAAUCUCGCAGAGGCAAAGCGCGUAAACUGCGGAAAAAUAACCCAGUGUUAGCACCCACACCAAUACCGGCAGACCAGGAGAGCUUGCACAGGGCGGAUUUGAACCCGACUUACGCCACGCAUGUUGACCUUACCAGACACCCUGAGAACCAGUCCAUGAUCACAUCUUCCCAUCGCGAAGCUUAUUCUUACCGCCACGGGGCCAUUACUGACCCCGUGUAUCCUCUUCCCGCCCAACAGCCUUUGGAAAGCGCGUUUUCUGGUCUGCCGAGAUCAAGUCCGUUUCGCGAAACCCAGUCUCUAGACGGGCACCAGUUAUCCACUGGUCUGCCAGCGGUGGCCCAAGUGGAAGAUAGUGCGACGUCCUGUGCAGUGGACUUUGCACAGCUUGCACAGCCAUUCAGCGGGGCUGGAAUGAAUAAGUACUCGGGAACGACCGACGAAGUUAAUGCACAGAGGAAUCCCGGCACAACUGAGCCACCGUCUACCAAUGAUUUAAAUUCUGAUUCAUGGCAUUCCGACUCCAACUUCCGAGGGGUAAACCUUGGGACAAGCGACAAUUUCGCAGCACUCAGCCCUGCACUUUCUGCCUUGGAAAUCGAGGGCUGGGGUGGUAAUUUGGUAUUAGAGCCAUCGCCUGGCAGAACUCCGUCCUCAGCCGCGAAUGGGCAUUCAGGGCGUGGACAGUUCGGGGCUGUUAGAAAUGCUUCGCCUCGAGACAACAUUCCAUCCGGCCUGACAGAAUCUGGGUCUUCUUGCGGCGAUGAGGAGGAGGCAACAUGGGCUGUUGAAUGGGAGCACUGGACCAUUUGUCAAUGUAACCCCUUGCCCCAGUGUGCGGCACGCGAUCGCCAGAAACUAGUUCUCGCAAACCUCGAACGUAACUUUUUGCGGCCAGGCCCGUGGAGUGAGCUUGACGAACACUGGAGACAAACUCACUUUAUGCCGACAGAAACAUUUUCGAAUGUGCCUCUCUCUGACCCCAGUCGUGAGUGGCUCUUGGUCAUUAUGCAACGGUAUAUGCGUGUGGCUAUAGAUGUCCAGGGACUGACACCUGGUUCAUCUUGGCCUGAUUCGUGUGCCGUUGGCAAUACCAGUCAGUUAGGCGGUUACAUACGACUACCGCCUGCGAAAGCACUCCAUAACUACCUUGAAGUCCUCCUUCGGAACUACGAACCCUUCUAUCCCUUGCUACCCGCACGUGUGCUGGAACCAAAUCAUUUGGCAAGCACGGCUUUCGGUAGAGAGUCGACGCUCCUGCUCUGUCUUAUGAUCGCGUUUGGUUCGAUGAUCGAUCCAGCACUCAAGGCCCGCCGCUUCUCUACAGCUCUCACAGAAAUAUGUCGUCACUCCAUGCACGAUGCUUUGGAAAGGGCGUUGCGAGGUCCGACGAGCCGCUUGCUUUACUAUUGUGCUUUACUGUUUAUUAUCAGAGGUGCGUUUAGCGGUGAUAAGGCACAUAUGAACAUCAGCAUUGCCCAUAGGCGGCUUUAUCAUACAGCUAUGCAACACGCUGGCCUCUUCCAGGGACAGCAAUCUGGUAAUCCGUGCACCCCAUUAUUGGACGAGAAUCUGGAGCUAGUUUGGAAAUCAUGGGUAGAGCGAGAAAGCGCAUAUCGACUGGCUUACGGGUGGGUUCUGGCUGAGCAUGAGAUCAGUCUUCUAUAUGGUAUACAGCCAAUGAUUAAUAUCUCGGAUGUUGAAGCCCCUCUACCAGCCCACGAUCAUCUCUGGCUAUGUUCAAACGCGGACGAGUGGCGACUUGCACUGUGCCAAGGAGAUGCGACUACUAAUUGGCGCGACGUGCUCCGGGCGCAUCCUAAUUACUCCCUUCGCAAGUUAUUCCAAUUGAUGAUAAAUGACCAGCUUGAAGAAGUUAAUUACCAGCCAGACCUUCUCCAAUUACGGCUUCUUCUCUAUCCAAUCCACAUGAUGGUUUCUCAACUAGCACAACUUCUAGAUUAUGGGCUGGAAUGCCGUCAAUUGUCGACUCCAAUCACGCAGACAUCUUCCAUGCGUCGCUCUGGAGAAAUCCAGUGUUGCCUAAAACAAUGGAUUGCCCUUUAUCAGCCUAUAGUUGGUCAAGGCGCGAGGUUUCAUGCGCUGUCAAACGCCACACUCGUUCUAUACCACCUCGUUAGCCUUGACCUUUAUGCUUCUUUCAUGCGGAUCGAGCGCUUCGCCCGCGAGGGCUAUUCUAACGUCGCGGACACAAUCCCGAAAGAGCUGAUUCGCUCUAGCGAGGAUGCCCUUAUCCAUUGCGGACAGGUCUUUCGGCUAUUUGGUAAUCUGGAGGAUGAAAUUCGACCAGUAUGGAGUGCAGCUGCAAUUUACCGCGCCACAUUGACGUUGUGGUUUUUGAGCAUCUCCAGAAUGCCUCGACAGCGGAACCAAGUCAUAUCAGGCCACACCACUAAUGAGGAAUUUGCUUUUAACCGUAUUGCAUUUAGUCACCCUCUGGUAAAAGAUUAUCUGCGCUAUGGCCAAGGUGAGCCAUAUCUCAUCAACAAAGGUGGAGAACGAGUUUCUUUGACUGAACCAAGAGCAAUACUCAUGUUUGGAGUUGGAGAAAUCAUUCAUGGCCCGAUGACAACCAAUUUCUCCAUAGGAGUGAAACAGAAGCUUGAGAUAAUGAUCGAAAAAUGGAGUUGUACUCACUAA